This is a messenger RNA of Linum tenue, 660 nucleotides long. Lineage: Eukaryota; Viridiplantae; Streptophyta; Magnoliopsida; Malpighiales; Linaceae. The record is from the annotation of a GenBank genome assembly.
AUGGCGACGGACGGCGCCUUCCAAGUGGCGAUCAUCGCACUCACCGUCGCCGUCUUCGUCGCAAUCCAGUACCUCUCCAAGCUAUUCCUCUCAAGGCAGCGAGCCAACAACCGCACCGCCCUCCAAUCCAACCGCCACUUCAUCCAAGGCUCCCAAUUCCUCGCCCGAUCCAGAUCCGCCGCCGCCAAGAACUCCACCCAGUCCCAAUCCCUAGCCAAACAGGCCCUGGCCGAGGCCGAAUCCGCCGCCGCCCUCUCCCCCAAGGACCCGGCCCCGCUCGUCCUCAAAUCCGUCGCCCUCGAUCUCCUCGGCCACAAGGCCGCCGCAUUGAAGGCAAUCGAUUCCGCGCUCUCGCCGCCGCGCGGGAAGGCGCUGCAGGGGAAGGAGCGAGGCGAUGCGCUGGUGAAGAGAGCGGAGCUCAAGGUCGCCGUGAAUCGGCGGCGGCGGGGAAGCGGAGAAGCGCCUUUCUGGGUUCGAAUUUUCUGGGUUCGAAUUUCUGGGGAGGAAGGAAGGGAGGAGAAGCGGAGAAGCGGAGAAGGGAUCGAGAGAAUUUCUGGGUUCGAAUUUCUGGGGAGGAAGGAAGGGAGGAGAAGCGGAGAAGGGAUUGAGAGGUUUUUCUAUUUGUUUAUUUUUAAAAUUUUUUUAUUAAAUGAAAAUUGA